Talaromyces atroroseus is the source of this 348-nucleotide messenger RNA. RefSeq lists its product as hypothetical. The transcript is spliced from 3 exons. The record is from RefSeq and is a predicted model, not a curated record. Lineage: Eukaryota; Fungi; Ascomycota; Eurotiomycetes; Eurotiales; Trichocomaceae. Bases 1 to 348 code for a protein of 115 amino acids.
AUGACUCAAACACGCCCAUCCACCUGCUGCGGUCAGUCACAAAGCGGCUGCAUCUGCGCAGCCCAGGCCAAGUGCGAAUGCGGGCGAACAUCUGCCGAGAAGUGCGAUUGCAGCAAGAAAGCAGCUCAUGAUCCACAGAGCGAGGGAGCGAGGUGUUCAUGCCGAAUGAGACCCGCCGGUCAAUGCACAUGUGAGCGAUCUGUCAGUGAGAAUAAGCCUGUAGAGGGGGAUAGCUGUCCUUGUGGUCAGAGACCGGUUGAUUCAUGCACCUGCACAAAAGCCGACAAGGUAGACGUUGCUACUGCUGCAUAUGACAACCUGGAGACAGAUUUUACCUCAAAAGCUUAA